Peronospora matthiolae is the source of this 1002-nucleotide messenger RNA. The record is from the annotation of a GenBank genome assembly. NCBI's taxonomy places the organism in Eukaryota, Oomycota, Peronosporomycetes, Peronosporales, Peronosporaceae.
AUGUCGAUGGCAACUUUCAGUGGCAAGCGCUAUUUCGUCACGUUCAUCGACGACAAGUCGAGAUACUGUGUCGUGUAUCUGCUCAAGAGCAAAUCUGAAGUUGCAGCGAAGUUCAUGGAAUACGCUGCGAUGGUCGAAACGCAAACCGGAAAGCGCGCGAAGUACCUUCAAAUCGACAAUGGGGGUGAUUACAAGUCCGACAAGCUGGCACGAUUCUGCGCGGAACGGGUGAUACAACAAAGUUUCACACACCCAUAUACUCCUCAGCUCAACGGAGUAGCUGAGAGAAUUAAUCGCACGCUGGUCGAGUGUGCGCGCUGUAUGGUGGAACAUGCUGUACUGGGAAAGAGCUACUGGGGUGAAGCAGUGAUGACGGCGAUGUUUUUUCGAAACCGCUGUCCAACACGUGCCAUCCACCAAGACAAGUCUCCAUAUCAAGUGUUGACAAUGAAGAAACCGAUUAUGGCCAACCUUAAAGUGUUUGGAUGCCACACGUAUGUUCAAGUGCCUCAAGGCAAACGCGCGAAGUUCGACUCCAAGUCAUCACUCUGUCGUUUCCUGGGGUACGCUGAACACCAGAAGUCGUAUCGGUUCGAGAGAGUGUCAACAGGAGCGAUCAAGAUCAGUCGCGAUGCCACGUUCAUGGAAGACAAGUUUGAUGAAGGUCCGCACAACUACAACGAUGAGUCAAGUGCCGUUGAGUUUGACGAUCAAGACGACGACGAAGAAAAAGAAGAAGGUAAGACUGACGUCGACAUGAACUCGAGCGACGAUGACGACACCAGGUCUUCGAAGAGCAACAUCAAGAGACACACGCGCACCCAAUCACGUGAGAAAGCUACCGUCAUUCCAAGUCCCAAGCGAAGAAUGUACAGAGGUCCGUCGCUUGAGCAUGUGUCAGCGACUGCGAUGGAUUUUGAAGCAGCCUACUUCGUUGAUUCAGUGGGGGAAAUGCCGACUACAUUCAAGUCGGCGAUAGAAUCAAGCGACUCCGGCAAGUAA